Messenger RNA from Oryctolagus cuniculus (rabbit), 861 nucleotides. RefSeq names its product small nuclear ribonucleoprotein U11/U12 subunit 25 (gene SNRNP25). Lineage: Eukaryota; Metazoa; Chordata; Mammalia; Lagomorpha; Leporidae. Gene Ontology annotation, cellular component: U12-type spliceosomal complex. Gene Ontology annotation, molecular function: protein binding. The record is from RefSeq and is a predicted model, not a curated record. Gene Ontology annotation, biological process: mRNA splicing, via spliceosome.
CCGCGUCCGUGCUCCGCCUCCCGAGCGUGGAGUGGCUGGGCCGGCGGCCGGCGGCUCCGGGCUGGCGACCGUGGAGGCAGCGGAGCAGGCCGAGGAGGCCGAGGGGCCCGAGGUGCCGGAGGAGGAUGAGGACGAAGAGGAGACGCUGCCUCACUCGGAAGCGGUGGACGUGUUCCAGGAGGGUCUCGCCAUGGUGGUGCAGGACCCGCUGCUCUGCGACCUGCCGAUCCAGGUGACUUUGGAAGAGAUCAACUCCCAGAUUGCACUAGAAUACGGCCAAGCGAUGACGGUCCGAGUGUCCAAGAUGGACGGAGAAGUCAUGCCUGUGGUCGUGGUGCAGAACGCCACGGUCCUGGACCUGAAGAAGGCCAUCCAGAGAUACGUGCAGCUCAAGCAGGAGCGAGAAGGGGGCAUUCAGCACAUCAGCUGGUCCUACGUGUGGAGGACGUACCACCUGACCUCUGCGGGAGAGAAGCUCACAGAGGACAGGAAGAAGCUCCGCGAUUACGGGAUCCGCAAUCGGGACGAGGUUUCCUUCAUCAAAAAGCUGAGGCAGAAGUGAGCCUCCAGACAAGACAGCCCUGCACCAGUGGCCAGGCUCCUCCUGGGUUGUGCCCCUUCACAGAACGGCUGUUGACGCAGCCUGGCCGUGCCCAGCACGAGCUGUCAGGACUGAGCAGCACGGGGUGGGGCGGGUUCUUCCCGGGAGCAUGACCUGAGCCUGUUUUUACCCGAGGGUAAGCACCCGAGCCACCAGCAGACCCCCCGGGCUGUUUGGCCCCACCCACUGUACAGAAUGAACUGUGUGCUGGGGGUCUGGCCCCACCCUCUGUGCAAAAUAAACUGUGUGGUCUGGCCUGG